This is a messenger RNA of Torulaspora globosa, 576 nucleotides long. RefSeq names its product Yra2p (gene YRA2). Gene Ontology annotation, molecular function: RNA binding. The record is from RefSeq and is a predicted model, not a curated record. The transcript has 3 exons. The coding region runs from base 1 to 576 and encodes 191 amino acids. NCBI's taxonomy places the organism in Eukaryota, Fungi, Ascomycota, Saccharomycetes, Saccharomycetales, Saccharomycetaceae.
AUGUCGAUUGAGCAAUCUCUAAGCAACAUUAUCGAUGAAGAUCAAGCUUCCACCGAUGCAAAGCACAAAGUAACUAGGUAUCGCCGUAGGGAUUUGAGGAAUAGCCUGGCCUCUCGAAUCGGUACAAUCGAGAACUUGCCCAGAGAAGGUAGUGAGGAGCGGGGGAGAGAAUCUUCUUUACCUCCAAAGAGGCGAGUCAAACUCACCAAUAUCCCACUCGACGUUUCUGACUACACUUUGGAAGACAUGAUGAAGGAGUACGGCAACCCAAUCUAUUCAAAUAUCUAUGAUUCUAAAGACAGUAGAACGGCGGUGUUUGAGUUCGAAGACGAGGCAGUCAUCGAGAAGAUAUUGGAAAAGUACAACGACACUGAUCUUAACGGUGCUCGAUUGCGUGUGGAGGUAUUUAAUUUGAACGACAAGAAGAACAGACGUCGGAACAGGAGGGCGAACCAGUUCUCCAGCCGUGGUAGUCACUAUGGUGUUCGCAAAGAACGGGGCACUCAACGUGAGCGAGUGAAAAUGCCUACAGUCCAGGACUUGGAUGCGGAGUUGGAAGAAUAUAUGAAUAGUUAA